GUGCACGAUGGCUGUCUUCUCUUUCUCUCUCUCUGGUACCACGAAUGCCUCACCCCGAGCGAUGGGCAGUCUAACAGUGUCCUACCCGUUUGAUCAGUGCCCUUCCGGUGCCUUUCAGUAGGCACCACAACAUUAGAAACACGCAGGAUCGGAUGCGAUCCGGCAAACGCGGCUGAACGCAUGUUGCCGAGGACACAAAAUGCACAUCAACAGCACACACAUCAUGCAACGUCUAGCACUGCCGUCAGCCGCGUUCUGGCAGCACCAUGCUGAGGGUUUCUGUCCACAGGGCAACCCGCUCAACGUUUGGGAAGAACUACUGCUCAUAGCAGCACAAACGCCUGAGGGUUUCCGCGAAGCUUUGCAAGCGGCCGCAGUCGCUGUUGGUGCCCGUUACUGCAACCACGAUACUCCGCCGGGUCCGCUUCCUGAUAUCAGCAAACUGCCGGAGAUGCAGGCCGCCGCACAGCAACACGCUGGAUCAUGCGGAAAGUACCACGGGGAACACAUCGCCAACAUCGACGUCACCAUGGUGAAAGAGAGGGCAGCAGGAGCUGAGAUCACAACGAAAAGAAUGAGGAAUCAGUUUACGUCGACAAUAAUGGACGACAUGGACGACGUAGCCGCGUUCUGGCAGCACCAUGCUGAGGGUUUCUGUCCACAGGGCAACCCGCUCAACGUUUGGGAAGAACUACUGCUCAUAGCAGCACAAACGCCUGAGGGUUUCCGCGAAGCUUUGCAAGCGGCCGCAGUCGCUGUUGGUGCCCGUUACUGCAACCACGAUACUCCGCCGGGUCCGCUUCCUGAUAUCAGCAAACUGCCGGAGAUGCAGGCCGCCGCACAGCAACACGCUGGAUCAUGCGGAAAGUACCACGGGGAACACAUCGCCAACAUCGACGUCACCAUGGUGAAAGAGAGGGCAGCAGGAGCUGAGAUCACAACGAAAAGAAUGAGGAAUCAGGCCUGCUACGACGCCGGGACGGCGCUCAACGCGCGAGGCCGUGGGGUUCAGCUGAGGAGGCAGGAGUGCUUCACCCAGGCCUGCCGCGCGGUCUGGCCUGACGACUAGCCGCUGCCCGCAGCUGUACUUGCCGCAUUUUCGAUGUAGUGUGUGACGCACGUGCCAUCGGCUACGCACGCGGGGCAAGGUAGCUAUGUUGUCUGUUUUGAUGAAGCCGAGACCGGCGGGCGAAUGUGCUGGCUCGAUUUCCCAAUGGGCGAACGGGCUAGCGUAGUUGCAGCAUAUUCGACAUCAAUCGAAUAUCAGCCAGGUCUCAAACAUAAACGGCGCACGUGUGUGUUGACGGGGCGGGCGUUGGUGUGUCCCUGUGUAUGCUGGAAAGGCCGGUUGUUCACGUGCUGCUGCUAAUGGUGAAGGGUUGGGUCAACAUUCCGUCACACCUUCGUUGUGCAAAAAAAAUAGGAACACGAGUUCGUCACGGUUGUUGUCGGUCGCGCGGAGCAGGGCGGACUUGCACUUCGGGUGUCACUUAUGAAUAAACAUGAAUAUAUUAAAAAAAAAAGGUUGGCAAGAAAGACAUUUGGAAACGUGGCUCCAUGUGUCUUGGUUCUUUUGCCAGAGUUUCUUUCGUCUGUCCUUCAGGAAUAUCUUGGAGGUUCACGGGGAUUCCGACAGGUGCACGAGAACAUGUGCGUUCAAUUCGUUUGGCAUUCGAAUUAAGCUCAUUUAUCCCACCUCAUAUCAACACAAGAAAAACGGACACGAAUAUUGUGUCCUGGUAGUUGUAUGCAGAGCUACUCACCACGCUCACCCCCGUCACAGCCCGAACGUGACACCCCUCAAAUUUUCAAAACACACCGAAGAGCGGGGGGGGGGGAG
Messenger RNA from Ectocarpus sp. CCAP 1310/34, 1840 nucleotides. Lineage: Eukaryota; Phaeophyceae; Ectocarpales; Ectocarpaceae. The record is from the annotation of a GenBank genome assembly.